Messenger RNA from Scophthalmus maximus (turbot), 8593 nucleotides. RefSeq names its product NACHT and WD repeat domain-containing protein 2. The coding region runs from base 313 to 5511 and encodes 1732 amino acids. The record is from RefSeq and is a predicted model, not a curated record. Gene Ontology annotation, molecular function: protein binding. The transcript has 8 exons. NCBI's taxonomy places the organism in Eukaryota, Metazoa, Chordata, Actinopteri, Pleuronectiformes, Scophthalmidae.
CCCCUCUCUCCAUCUCUCUUCCUCUGUGGAUGCUGCGCUGAUUCUUCUUAGUUGUGCGCUUUUCUGAGGAUCCCGUGUAGAGUGCAGUAGUGGACUACCCCCUCAACUUUUGCCUUUUUUUGUUGUUGUUGUUGUCUUCCUCGAGGUUUUCCGUCUUUGAAAACAAAAACAAAAAAAGAUUUCAGGAUAGACCGACUCCGGGACCAACCAGCGACUUGACACCUGCUCCCGGCGAAAUAACCUUCUCCUUUGCGGUUAUUCGCCGUCGCAAGCAUCGUCUCUCUCUCCGGGCCACGCUGGAAGUCGCCCCCGAUGUGGCCGUCGGGAGCGGGGAGCAGGCAGCCCUGCCCGCGGGAGUCGGCGCUGCGCAGGGCGGUCAUCAGCGGCAACAUCAACGCCCUGCCGCCGCACCACGUCCCCACCGGCCGCAGCGUCCGCGUCUUCAUCUGUUCCAACCCCGACGACACAGAGGCAGAGAGGAACGCGCUGAAAGAGCACGUCUACCCCAAACUACGGGACUUCUGCCGGGAGAACUAUGGGAUUGAAUUCCAGGUGGUGGACCUGUACUGGGGCGUCGAUCCAGAGGAGUGGGACAGCCCCGAGUUGCAGCGACUAAGAAUGAAGCUCCUGGAGGAAUGUCUGAAGACCUCCGCGGGGCCGUGUUUUGUCGGUCUGGUGGGAGAAAAGUACGGCAGCAUCCGCGUGCCGGGGGAAGUGGAGUCGGCGGAGUUUGAGAUGAUCCUGGACGCGGCUGUGGAGGCAGGCCUGGACACACACAUCUUGGAAGAGUGGUACUGCAGGGAUGAAAACUCGGUGCCGCCCGCAUACUACCUCAAACCCAAAGCCCAAAUGCUGAAGAACUACCAGAACUCUAUGGAGUCAAGCAGCGCGGCCAAGACCAAGAACGACAAGGCCUGGAGGAAUGUGUCGGAGGAGAUCAAGAGGAUCUUCCGGACGGCGGUGCUGCAGCUCCAAGAGAAGGGGACCAUGAAGAGCGCCGAGGCCAAGAAAUUCCUUUGCUCUGCCUUAGAGGAUGAAUUAGACUUUGCCCUCGGGAAACAAACUCCUGCCUUUCUCAGGAAAUGUGUCUGCUACAUUCGCAAGAUCUCCAACUUUGACCGCUUCGCCAAAAUCCCCGAGAUGGCCCGGUACAUGGACAUCGUGGUCAGCAGCGACCGCGUCAUGCGCAACCAGGAAGCCUACGAACGCCUUCUGAAGGUGCGGGACGAGUUCAUCCCGACUGUGGUCGCCGCCUCCAACCUCCGCGUCUACUCCUCCGUCACGCACUGCGACAUGAAGCUGGGCUACUCCCAGGAGGUGGAGAGCCACUACGUGGAAGGCCUGUGCAAGCAGUUCUACGAGGACAUGGUGGACAUCAUCCAGGCCACGGUCCAGCAGAACUUCGACACGGAGGCCGACCAGCUCUACGACGAGAUCCUGCAGCACCUGUCCCUCUGUAAAAGCAGCGCCGCGCUCUACGAGUACAAGACCGAGUCGCUGGAUUACGUGCAGGAGUACGUGAUGCCGUCCAAGGGGAGCAGAAUGAGCCCUCUGGUGGUGUACGGAGGACCGUGCACCGGAAAGACGCUGCUGCUGUCCGAGGUGGCCAAAGAGGCCUACACAUGGCUGCAGACAGAGAUGGGACCUGAAACCGACCCAGUGGUUAUUGUCCGUUUUAUUGGCUCCAGCCAGCUCUCCACAGACCUGCGCACCCUCCUCCAGAGCAUAUGUGAACAGAUUGCAUUAAACUACCGCUGCUUGAUUCACUUUUUGCCUAACAAGAUCCAGGAGAUGAGGGAGCUCCUGAUCAACCUCCUAGGGGAAUCAUCAUUCCACAGACCCUUGGUCAUUGUUCUGGAUGCCUUGGAGCAGCUCUCAGAUGCAGAUGAAGCUCGCAAGCUGUGGUGGCUCCCCAUACACCUGCCUCGGACAGUUCGCAUUGUAGUCUCAACGUUGCCCAAUAAACAUGGCAUCCUGCAGAAGCUCCGACACCUCAUCCACGAUGAGGGGUAUUAUGUGGAAUUAAUUCAGAGGGACCGCAAGAUUUGCAGCCAAACAUUAAAGCAACAGUUGCUUGGGGUGAAGAGGAAAGUCACCUCAGGCCAACAGAUCUAUGUCAAUGAGGCACUUGCAAAGUGUACAUUACCUAUGUUUGUCAACCUCAUCUACAGGGAGGUAGUUCACUGGAGGUCUCACAAAGAUGUGGAUGACAAGUCCUUGUGCUCCACAGUGCAUGAAAGUAUAGAGCAGCUCUUCUACUCAGUGGAGAAUAAGUUGGGCCAAAGAUUUGUCUUCAGAGCAUUAGGGUACAUCACCAUGGCCAAGGCGGGACUUACUGAGGUUGAGCUGGAAGACAUUCUGUCCCUGGAUAACAUAGUCCUUGGUGAUGUUAUUGUAGCAACUUACCUCAAAAACCCCUUGAGGAUCUCUUAUGACUUGGUUGCGAGACUCAAAGAGGAGCUGGAGGGAUAUCUGGUGGAGAGGCAAGUACGCAACGUCACCCUGAUGGUGUGGGCCAACAGACACCUGCAUCUCAUUGCCCAGAAGCUGUAUCUUAGCAAUGAGGAGGAUGUCCAUCAAAUGCACAGCCUCCUAGCAGAGUACUUCCUGGGGGCGUGGUCAGGAGGCAGGAAGAAGAUCUUUACCUACGACAACAACCAUUUCACUUCCCUCAACAUAUCUCAUCACAAAAACCCCCACCAUCAACAGACCCAUGAAAAAACAUCGUCUGAUAAGUACUCCUAUGACAGGCAAACUCCCGAGCAGCCUUGGGUGUUCCAGUGCAACCUGUUGGAGCCUGAUAUUUUCUUUGUCAACCACAGAAAGAUGACAGAGCUGGUGUACCACCUAACCAGGAGUGGGCGCACCGAUGACCUCAUGUUUGGUGUCAUCAUGAACUUCAGUUGGCUCUACACAAUGAUCAAGAUUGGCCAGUUUGAAAAGGCUGUAACUGACAUCGACCUAGCUUACAGCUACACCCAAGAAAAAGAACUGAAGUUCUUGGCCACCACUUUGCGUAGCAUUAAGGUAAAAGUUUUGAAGAAUCCAGCAUCACUGUCUGCAGAACUGCAGCAACGACUUCUGCCAGUUGUCACCUCCCUCCCCAAGCUCAGGCACCUACUUCUGGAGUGUGACAAAGAUGGUCCAAAGUACUGCUCCAUAGUGCCUCUCCACUCCUCUAUGGACGUCACGUACAGUCCAGAGAGGCUUCCUCUGUGCUCUAGCUACAUACAGAUUGUGGAGAUCUUGCCCACAUUAGCUCCAAACAUAGUCCUCGUAGCCCUGGAAGAUGGGUCUGUCAGUACCUGGGAUGUAGAGAGCAGGCAACUACUGCGACAGAUUGACACAGCCAGAUCCGUUGUGCUGGGAAUCAGGCUAACCACUGAUGAAAAGUAUCUGGUCGUGGCCACGACCAAAAACACGCUGCUUAUCUAUGAUAAUCACAAGUCCUGCCUUUUAUCUGAGGUCGAAAUCAAGGGAUCCAAGCAUGGUGGCGUCACUGGUGGGGUGGCCUUCAUCAAUGGUUUUACUUUGUCCACCCAUCAUGCUUUGGCUUGGCUUGAGGCUAGUAAAGACGUCAACGUCAUUGACCUUCUCUACGGCUGGCCUCUCUACCAGUUCCAUUGCUGGUACGAGGUAACUUGUGUCCAGUGCUCCCCGGAUGGAAUGUAUGCCUUCUGUGGUCAGUAUCUCAACACCGCAUCCAUCUUUCAUCUGGGAAAUGGGGACAAGUUGGCCACUGUGACCUCUGAGUUUUCUGGGGGAUUUGUCAAAUCCAUCCUUGUGCUGGACACCCUUAACCAAAUGGUGAUGAUUGACAAUGAAGGCAGUUUGUCAGUAUGGAACACCAAAGAGAUCACCAACCCAAGGCUGAUGGAGGAUUAUGAUUGUAGAGGGGAUGAUAGUGAAGUGGUGGGCAUUGAGUUAUCAGAGGACCAGCGCUCCAUUCUCAUUUGCAAGGCCACAAGUAUUGAAGUACUGGAUACUAAAGUAUGGAAAAUGGUGGAGAAGUUCAAAGCCAAACGUACUGAACGCUUUGUUGCUGCUGUUCUCUCCAAGAAUGGACAAAGUAUUGUGGCCUCCAUGGAGAACACCUCCUCCAUCUUUGUUUGGAGGAGGGACAGUGGACAGUGCAUGGCUAGCCUGAUUGAGAUCUCGGGUGCUAUUGUCAAACUCAUUAAAUCGGCUCACCACAACUUGCUGCUUUCUGUUGCAAGCAGUGGAGUGCUUUCUGUUUGGGACAUUGAUAUCAUCACUGCCAUGUCUAAUAUCGACAAAACAGGCAAGAAGAUUCAGACAUUGCUGCUGUCUGCCAGAGAGGACUACGUGUUUACUAUGGAUGGCUCAGAAGCUGUCCACAGGUGGAACUUCAGUACAGGCUUCAUUGAGACCAUCUUCAAGCACGAAGGGAUAGUGGAGAACUGUGUCCUAACGUCCUCAGGGGAUCUCAUGGUGACCUCAGAUGACAAGUCCAGCCAGUACAUUUGGCAAACCAGCACUGGAGAAAACAUCUUCCGCAUCAAUGGACAGAGAAUAUCACAGCUGCUAAUCACCCACAAUGACCAGUUUGUGGUGUCGCUCUGUGAGCAGAACGCCUCCAGAGUCUGGAGGCUUGCAACUGGGCACAAAGUGUGCAACAUCUUAGUCACCCUCCAAAAUGCACUGGUCACCACAGCGAACACUUUCCUUGUGGGAACUACCAAAAACAAACUCCUUGCUGUCAGCCUGUGGUCUGGGAGCGUAUCCAAGAAGUUUGUUGGUGAUGAUGGUAUUACCAUUGUCAACUUCAAGCUGAUUCCUGACUGCCCCGACUGUGUGGUGUUCAUCACAUCCACAGAGACUGUCUUCAUCUGGAGUGUGGCAGAUGAGUCAGUUUGCAGGCGAGUCCAACUGCCAACCAACUUCCUCAAAAAUCUGGAGGACUUCCAGAUCUCACCUAAUGGGAAACUAGGAAUUGUUUCCAAAGGUGAUGAGAAUAUUAAUGUCCUAGACCUUCAUAGUGGGAAGCUGAGGCUUGUCCAUGCUGCUGGUAUAAUCUGGCGUCAGAAAUUAUCUAGAGAUGGCCGUUACCUCGUGUACGUCUGUUUCCGGAACUGUGAUGAAGAUGACGAUGCCGGUGUUGUGUCCAAUUUGAUAGUGAUGCGCCUUGCGGAUGGGAAGAGCAUCGGUACAUGCUCGCUUUACAAGACUCCCACCUUCCUGUCACUCUCCCAACGAGCACUGAAUAUCAUCAUUGGCUUUGAAGAUGGCAGUAUCGGCACUUACACCGUAGUGGACCGUGUGGAUGCUGCCCUCAAGAUAAAGAUAGCCACCUCCAACAGCCGACAGAUUGUCAACAAUGCCUCGCAGAAGGUGCGGCCCAAAUGUGGUAACCAUUCCUUUAAGACCGUAGCCGACUGCAUUUGGAGGGAGUCGACAGAGGUCUUCUCCAGGGACAGUCCGAUCAACGUGUCUGACUCUGGUGAAGGUGAGUCUACAACGCCUACAAAAAAGGCUGAACUGCUGCAGUGAUAGGUGGAUAACAAAAAAACAGGUGGAGUUCGGAUAGGGUGGUGGAGAAAGAUGACCAAGUUUAGAAUCUCUGGGGUUGCAGUUGAUUCUUGUUUACAGCCACGUGAUUCAGCUGCAGAUGUCAGCCCUCUGGGUAGUUCAUGGGCCGACUAUUUAAACGCUGCACUCAAAUUAUGUAUUACUUACUUCCAACUUAUGAUACAGUAUCUGUUUGUUUUACACAUGAAGACUGUUAGAAAAACACUACGUUUUUGAAAAGAAAAGUAAAUUCUGUAAGUUAUUAGUUUGCCAUUAUGUGUCCUUUUGCAUUUGAAGAACAAGAUUAUUAUUCAAAUGUCAUGGUCAAACAUUUUCAAAGCCAUUCCAAUGAUCUUAGCCACUUUCAUUGUACAUUAUCUUUAUUUACAUUGUGCACAUUAAGCCAUAACGUUGUUCUUAAAAGAGUAUAUUUAUGUUUGUAUUUACAUCAGUCGGUACUGUACAAAAUGGAAGAACUUUGAACAUAUGUACAUAUCUCUUUUUGGCUGCUGCAAUUUGUGCAACUCCUUAAAAAUAUUAUGUUGUGCUUAAUGCAAUCAAAGUGAGUGCCUGGAAAAUUAAAAUGUUCUUUAUGGGCAGAUUUCAAGAUUUAUGAAAAUGCAGGGAAUUUGUAAACACAGUAUACACAAAGUUACAUAAUACUUGCAUUGACGUUAAAUCUAAACGAUCAGUUUACUUAAAACCAGUCAACAACAUGAGAGAUCGACGGCAUUGCUCUUUGUAAUGAUAGUUGUAGAAAUGUCUUGGAACAGCUCACGUAAAUUCGAAGUGAAUUUACCUGCUGUUUCCUCCAUUUGUGUGCUGUUCGUCUUUAAGGGAAACACCACUAUUGAGCAUACAGUGUAGCAUAGCACCAUACACAUUCACGCCUUAACCAGUGUACUUGCUUUAGGUUUAGUGGAGUUUGUUCAAAUGUUCCAGUAGAAAAGGACAAAGAGAUAAAGCCUAAUGUUUCACUGAAGUAACUUGGCUGUGUGAAUAUAUUUAGAGAUAUAGACAAUAGUUGGAAGCACUUUAUGAGUGGUUUGUGAGAAAAUAUUAGAUUUACAUAUACAAAAUUGUAUAAAUUGUUUAAAGUGAUCUAGAUUUGUCUUAAAGGGGUAUUGGAUCUAUCUACUAAAAUACACAAGGCCAUCCACGUACUUGCAGGCCACAGCUGACUCACUGAAAUGCUACAGUCUCUCUAUACUAUAUAUGCCUGGUACCAACACAAAGAUGUUAUCAUCUUCACAAUUAACUGCAGAGAUGGGCAAAUCUGAAAUCUUUGGGCUCAAAUAAGGGUCAAUAAGGUUUUGUCCUUGUGUAGUUAUGUUAAGAAAAAAAAAUAGAAUCUGUCAAAUUGUGUGAACCUGUUGGGGGGGGGGGGGGUGUUGUUGUGGGGGAAAAAAUGAGAAAUUUGGGCACAAAGUUUGCAACAUACACUAUUUGGGCACAACUAAUAUCAACAAUGAGGUUACGCUGAGAAAAAAAAGGCUUUUGUGAAAAUCUGAGUACAGACCCAAAGCAGAAAACUGUGUUUCACUGAAAUUGCAGAUGGACACAAUUCAGUUUGACAUGCACAUUUUGUCUCUGCAUUUACAAGCUAAAUCAGGGCCAACAUUUGGACUUUAAAUGACCUUCUUUUUUAAAAGAAACGAAUGUGUGCCUUCUGCUUAAAAUCUGGUAGCUGAAUCGUUACAGUGCAUGCCACAUAACUGCAAUGUCCAUGGUUCGAGUUUGGUCUGGGAACUUUGUUGCAUGUCAUACCCUCACCCUGUUUCACUUCUUCUUCUUCACUAUCAACUACCUGGCAAAAGAAAGAAAAGAACAAGUCUUUAAAGAAAUAAAUCUGUACUGAGAUGCUCACAAAAGCAGUUAUUUUAUCUGACAAUUUGCAUAACCUCGGAAUUGAUAUCAUUUUGCCAAUUCUUAUUCAUACAUUCUCAUUUUUCCCCCCUAAAAAUACAAGUAUUUUCUUGCAGAGUAACUUGAUUCCAUGCUGAUUUUUAGUGCAGGUUUACAUAAGUCAUACACAAUGACAAAUUAUUUCUAAAUGUUAUUUAUGAGCUGUAAAUCUUUUUUGAUCUUUACUGUACGUGAGCCAAUAGUUUCUGACUCACGAGGACAUGCUGACACAGUAAAAGCUGUAACGAUCCGGCUUACUGACAAUCUAAAAAAAAAACAAAUUGGGAAAAGUAUGAGGUUGUACAAUGCAGGAUUAUUUUAAAAGCAUGUCUGUAAUAAUCCCGAACUUGAUUUGUGUUGAAAUUCUGAGCUCUGAUGAGACCCAUCAUCUACCAGGCAUGACUGAAACAAAACCCCCCACACUUACACUUUGACAUAUACUUUUUAAGGGCUAUUCCAUAUUAUUGUAUGUUUACUAGUUUUGAACUGUUGAGGUACAGUAAUGGCCCUUGGAUAAUUUCAAACUGAGUAGCAGCAUCAAGCUUUAAAAUACUUUAUUUCCCUACAACUCUGACAGUAUCUAAAUUGAAGAAAAAAAAAAAGAUCACGGAAUCGCCAAAGUCCCUAUUACACUUUGUGUUUCAUUUUGUUGACCGUCUCAUUUGUUUUAUUGAGGCUUGUACUGUAAUUAUAUUGUUACCAAAUCGUUUGAGUGUUCAGCUGUGAUUAUAUUUAUGAUAGAGAAAACGUGCUAUCUUUGCUAAAAAAGAGUUUAAAAAAAGAGUCCUCUUAUGAAAUACAGUAUAUUGGAAUGCCAGUUUAAGAGUAUAUUUGAAUGUGUCCAUAUGAAAGCCAGUACAUGGUAUUAUUGUAUGUUAAGUAACUUGAAUGACUUUUAAUAACUUACAUGUUUGCAACUCAUAGUUGACCUACUGGUAAUGAAUGUUUCUAUGGUAUUCUUUGUAUUGUCAGGACUGACUUAUCUGUUUAGAGAUUUAUAUUUUCAUAAAUGUUGUACUUACAUUUUGUUACAGAGUUGUUUAACUGGGAUUCAAACUGAAAAGAGAAAACUUAUGUCUGAAGCAAUAUGAAUCUAGUGUGUAUGCAUUGUUUGUAUGAAACAUUUUAAUGUAAUAAAAUGGUUCACUUUUUGCCUCCA